Messenger RNA from Abrus precatorius (Indian licorice), 1156 nucleotides. Its product is annotated as GDSL esterase/lipase At5g45960. NCBI's taxonomy places the organism in Eukaryota, Viridiplantae, Streptophyta, Magnoliopsida, Fabales, Fabaceae. Bases 2 to 1096 code for a protein of 364 amino acids. The record is from RefSeq and is a predicted model, not a curated record. Gene Ontology annotation, molecular function: hydrolase activity, acting on ester bonds. The transcript is spliced from 5 exons.
CAUGAAAACCCCUAUUUCACAUUCUUUGCUCUCUCUUUUACACCUUUUCAUCCUUUGCUUGUUAUGUUUUGUGGUCACAAUUGAAGCCUCAAACAAGCAAGUCUCAGCCAUGUAUGUGUUUGGAGACUCCACAGUAGACCCAGGAAACAACAACUUCAUAAACACAGCUUUCAGAAGCAACUUUCCGCCCUACGGUAUAGAUUUUGCCAACCAAGUUCCCACGGGAAGGUUCACUAAUGGGAAGCUUGGCACUGAUUUUGUUGCUUCAUAUCUUGGCCUAAAAGAGCUGUUGCCACCUUAUUUGGAUCCAAAUCUUAGCGAUGAAGACCUUCUAACAGGAGUCAGUUUUGCCUCUGCUGGUUCAGGCUUUGAUCCACUCACUCCAAUGCUGGGUAAUGUAAUUCCAAUUGCAAAGCAGGUGGAAUAUUUCAGAGAAUACAAAAAGAGGGUAGAGGGAAUGCUUGGUAAGCAAAGAACUGAAAGACAUAUGAAAAAUGCAUUAUUUUUCAUCAGCGCGGGUACAAAUGACUAUGUCAUUAACUAUUUUUCGCUGCCAAUGCGAAGAAAGAGAUACAGCGUGCCUGGCUACGGGCAGUUCUUGUUUCAACAUGUAAAAGAAUUCAUACAGAGUUUAUGGAGAGAAGGUGCUCGAAAAAUAGCUUUGGUUGGAGUACCUCCAAUGGGAUGUUUGCCAAUCAUGAUCACAUUCAAUUCCAAAAAUGUCGUUCUUGGACGUGGUUGUGUGGACAAGUAUUCUGCAGUUGCAAGAGACCACAAUCUGAUGCUUCAACAUGAAUUGUUCUUAAUGCAGCUAAAUGUUUCUAAACCUGCUGGUGCUAAGCUCUCCUACAUCGACAUAUAUGAACCUUUGGCCAACAUGAUUCAAGGGCGUGAAAAUCUUGGGUAUGACGAGGUUGAUCGUGGCUGUUGUGGAAGUGGUUUCGUCGAAGCAACGUUUUUGUGCAAUGGGGUUUCGCAUGUGUGUUAUGAUCCAUCAAAAUAUGUGUUUUGGGAUUCUAUACACCCUACGGAGAAGGCCUACUACGACCUAUUUAUGGCAGCGCGUCCCAACAUUGAUGCCCUUCUCAGCGGCUAGAUUCCUAGCUAUCGUUUUUACAUUAUACAUUAUUUUUUUGCCCUCUCAAUUUGGUUAGUU